Messenger RNA from Pimephales promelas (fathead minnow), 1621 nucleotides. It is a transcript of the gene sar1b, whose product is annotated as secretion associated, Ras related GTPase 1B. Gene Ontology annotation, molecular function: GTP binding; GTPase activity. Lineage: Eukaryota; Metazoa; Chordata; Actinopteri; Cypriniformes; Leuciscidae. Gene Ontology annotation, biological process: intracellular protein transport. The record is from RefSeq and is a predicted model, not a curated record.
UUUCGGUUGUGACACACGCCGGAAGUGCCGCCAUUGCUGUGUGUCGUGGCUGUGAGCUGUGAGCGGAGUGUGUUCACUCGACUGGACUCCUGUAUUCUCUCGUUCAUCUGCAUUCGGAAGAGCCACACUCACCUGUACACACACUCGAGAUCUCCCCGGCCCGGACAUGUCCUUCAUAUUCGACUGGAUCUAUAGUGGUUUCAGUAGCGUUCUGCAGUUCCUCGGGCUGUACAAGAAAUCUGGGAAGUUGGUAUUCCUCGGCCUGGACAAUGCUGGCAAGACCACACUACUGCACAUGCUCAAAGAUGACCGGCUGGGCCAGCACGUGCCAACCCUACACCCCACCUCAGAGGAGCUGACGAUCGCUGGCAUGACCUUCACUACCUUUGACCUGGGUGGCCACGCUCAGGCUCGGCGUGUGUGGAAGAACUACCUCCCAGCCAUUAAUGGCAUCGUGUUCCUGGUGGACUGUGUAGACCACAACAGACUGGCGGAGUCCAAGACAGAGCUAGACGCACUCAUGACAGACGAGACCAUCGGGAACGUGCCUAUCCUGAUCCUCGGCAACAAGAUCGACAAGCCCGAGGCCAUCAGCGAGGAGAAGCUGCGCGAGAUCUUCGGCCUCUACGGGCAGACCACAGGCAAGGGCACCAUCGCAGUGAAGGAUCUGAACACGCGGCCGCUCGAGGUCUUCAUGUGCAGUGUGUUGAAGAGACAGGGUUACGGAGAGGGCUUCCGCUGGCUCUCACAGUACAUCGACUAGAGGAACACACACACACACACACACACACACACUCUUCAACCGCUUUCUCACAUUACUUCUCCCCCAGAUCAGAAGCCCGCAGUGAUUCUGCACACGUCAGGUUUAUAAACUCUGUAAUUGGAUGUUCAUCAGUUAAUGAUUCCUCACGCCGCCUCGUUCCUGCACACAGGAAGUGCUCUGACCUCCGCUGCGUGUCACUUCCUGUGGGACGAGGCUCUGAGAUGAAGCGCUGGCUGCUGAUGUCCAUCUUCAUAUCUGUCUAUGGUUUGCCCAAACUCACACUGCCACUUCCUGAAGCUCAUUCCCAUUGGCUGCCGCCGGUCCCGACCAAUCCAUGUCGUGUUUUAAUGAGGCGUAAUUGGAGCCGGUGAAGCAGUGACAUCACUGAUUAUAUGCUAAUGUCGAGUAACACACACACGUUUAACAGAGCUUGCCUUGAUCAGAAGCAUCGGGACAGCUAUUAAUCGGUGACAUGGACAAAUGUAAUUUAUGUAAAUGCGUAUAUGGAUUUUUUAAAGCUGUCCUCGAGUAGCUCUUCAUUUGAGCGAGAGGGAUGAUGACAUCAUUAUGCAUGCCUUGUUCAUGAUUAUUAUUAAUCAUUUUUGUUAGUGUUUUUUUUAAGGAAACACAAAUAACGUAGUGUAAAGCAUCCAGAUGCCCGGCCUGUGUGUGUGUGGCGUCGCGGUGGAACGGCACAUGCGUCACUCUGAGCUGUCCCAGCAUGCAUCACUGCCGUUCCCCGCUCCAUCUGUGACGGGUCAGCUGUGUCCAUCAGAACCUGUAAUAAAUGUUUGCAAUUAAAGCAAGCCAUGUUCAGAUCACUUCUUUUGCUGAAUGAAAUAAAUAUUUUGGAUGUCA